Homo sapiens (human) is the source of this 1579-nucleotide messenger RNA. RefSeq names its product mitochondrial ribosomal protein L28 (gene MRPL28). The record is from RefSeq and is a predicted model, not a curated record. Lineage: Eukaryota; Metazoa; Chordata; Mammalia; Primates; Hominidae. The transcript is spliced from 6 exons. Gene Ontology annotation, molecular function: structural constituent of ribosome. Gene Ontology annotation, cellular component: mitochondrion. Bases 103 to 873 code for a protein of 256 amino acids.
AGAUCGGCUUCCGGUUCCGGUGGGCUCUGAACCCUGAAAGGUGGGCGCGGGCAGGUGGGGUGUGGGGGGGCGCCGGGGCAGAAGGGGAGGGGCAGGCUCGCGAUGCCUCUACACAAGUAUCCCGUGUGGCUCUGGAAGCGGCUGCAGCUGCGGGAGGGCAUCUGUUCCCGCCUGCCCGGCCACUACCUGCGCUCCCUGGAGGAGGAGCGGACGCCCACUCCCGUGCACUAUAGGCCUCAUGGGGCCAAGUUCAAGAUCAACCCCAAGAACGGGCAGCGGGAGCGUGUGGAGGACGUGCCCAUUCCCAUCUACUUUCCCCCCGAAUCCCAGCGGGGGUUGUGGGGCGGCGAGGGCUGGAUCCUGGGCCAAAUAUAUGCCAACAACGACAAGCUCUCCAAGAGGCUGAAGAAAGUGUGGAAGCCACAGCUGUUUGAGCGAGAGUUCUACAGUGAGAUCCUGGACAAGAAGUUCACAGUGACUGUGACCAUGCGGACCCUGGACCUCAUCGAUGAGGCUUAUGGGCUCGACUUUUACAUCCUCAAGACCCCGAAGGAGGACCUGUGCUCCAAGUUUGGGAUGGACCUGAAGCGAGGGAUGCUGCUGCGGCUUGCCCGGCAGGACCCCCAGCUGCACCCCGAGGACCCCGAGCGGCGGGCAGCCAUCUACGACAAGUACAAGGAAUUUGCCAUCCCAGAGGAGGAGGCAGAGUGGGUGGGCCUCACGCUGGAGGAGGCCAUUGAGAAGCAGAGACUUUUGGAGGAGAAGGACCCUGUACCCCUGUUCAAGAUCUAUGUGGCGGAGCUGAUCCAGCAGCUGCAGCAGCAGGCACUGUCAGAGCCGGCGGUGGUGCAGAAGAGAGCCAGUGGCCAGUGACCACACAGCUCCUCCAUGCCUGACCAACAGGCCCAGCUUUCCCUGCCAGGCCCUUUGCACUGAGGACACAGAUCCCGGGGAGCUGUGAGGGCCACCGGUGGGCAGUGGGUGGAUCCUGGUUUCGUGUGCUGCCCAUGCACCUUCCAGCCCGGGGCCAGCUUGGCAGGGAUCCCCAGGAGGCCUGGGCCGCCCAGAGGCUCCUCUCAGGCUGGGCCCCGACGUUUGCGGCAGUGUUCCUUGUGCCCGUGGGGCCGGGAGCGAGUAAAGUCUGGGCCAGGCUGUGUGUGUGUAUCUUUGCUUUGAGGACUGGUGUUCUCUUUGGGGAUCCUGAUCCUGUCACCCCUGCCCUUGCUGCCCCUGAGACCUCGGAUGAGCCGUGGGCAUUGACUCUGGCUGUGCCCGUCCCCCGGUGAGCUGCAGAGAGCGAGGUUCAAUUCUGUGUUUUGUGUUUUUUUUUCUUUUCUUUUUUUGAGACGGAGUCUUGCUCAGUCACCCAGGCUGGAGUGCAGUGGCACGAUCUGGACUCACUACAACCUCCACCUCCAGAGUUCAAGUGAUUGUCCUGUCUCAGCCUCCUGAGUAGCUGGGAUUACAGGCACCCCGCUAUCAUGUAUGGCUAAUUGUAUUUUAGUAGAGAAGGGGUUUCACCAUGUUGGCCAGGCUGGGCUUGAACUCCUGACCUCAGGUGACCCACCUGCCUCAACCU